AUGUCCGCAGAGAGCAUGACCGCGCAGCGCCACAACGACUACGUCGGCGGCGACGCCUCCAGAGGCCGCAUCCCCGGCGCAGACAAGGCCUCCACCGGCCACCAGUACGAGGCCAUCUUCCCAAAGAGCGGCCCGCCGGGUCCGAACGGCACCGCCCACGCCAACCCCCCGCAAGAGCACCUCCCGCCCUCCACAGGCCGCGACGCGCCCCCAGCGGCCGGCGUCCCUCCCGUCGGGCCACACAUCACCCAGGUCAUCCCUGGAGACCAACUAUCAACCGGCCACCCCGCACCACCCGUAGGCCGCGGCCCCGCACACACCGACGAGGUACACCACACCGACCCUGCCGUGCACCGUAUCCAAACCGCGCGCACGACCGGGCAGCCCGUCGAGCUCGCGCCCGCGCCCGACAGCAACACCGUCGUCGACCGCGACCCGUACGCCCAGCCCACCUCGGCCGGCGACACCCUCACCGGCGCGACGUCCAAAGACGUGCACGCCCACCUGGGCCACCCCGGCUCCGGCCAGACCUCCUCCGAGCUGCACCAUGACGGCCAACACGGGCGCAAGCACGCGCCCCGCGGCGCCGACCAGUUCGGCUCCGGCGCCAUCCCCCGCGAGAUCGGCCCUGACGCUGAGGCGGAGCAGCCCGGCGAGCUGUACAAGAGCGGCACGCAGGAGCGCAGGGUGCGGUAG
This is a messenger RNA of Rhodofomes roseus, 696 nucleotides long. RefSeq lists its product as uncharacterized. The transcript has 4 exons. Bases 1 to 696 code for a protein of 231 amino acids. The record is from RefSeq and is a predicted model, not a curated record. NCBI's taxonomy places the organism in Eukaryota, Fungi, Basidiomycota, Agaricomycetes, Polyporales, Fomitopsidaceae.